Messenger RNA from Hyaloscypha bicolor E, 866 nucleotides. RefSeq lists its product as uncharacterized. The transcript has 2 exons. The coding region runs from base 366 to 629 and encodes 87 amino acids. The record is from RefSeq and is a predicted model, not a curated record. Lineage: Eukaryota; Fungi; Ascomycota; Leotiomycetes; Helotiales; Hyaloscyphaceae.
GCGAGAAGUAUUCAUCAAUUUAGGGCAUUCUCUUCAGAAAGGGCCCAUGAAAUGGAUAGUCUCAAGGAUACUAAAGUCCUCCCAACCUAGCCCAAGCCCAUACCAGUCACCAGGUUAUGCAGAAUUCGAACCUUUCAAUGGGCUCCGCCUUUCGUUGGAUGACCAGAGCCUUCUUCAUCACUGCGAGACCACAACAUGUGAGAGGCUGGAAGCUAGACUGACCAUCAAGGACAAACGUGUAUGCUUUUAAAGCGUUCGGGCAGCCUAACGGCCCCACAUUCCUCCCCUUGAGCAACGUUUACGUACCUAUUGACUUGUCGGAUCAAGCAUCGACACAUGCAACACUGGCUCAUGCUGCAAGCCAUAUGGCAUAUCUUCAUGGAAAGCCUUCCUCUAUCUCAACACUAUCUCAUAAAAGUGCUGCGAUCAAGUUGAUCAACGAGUCUCUCAAAGAUCCCGAAGUUGCAAUCUCCGAUGGCAAUCUUGCUGCGGUUUUGUGUCUGCUCACUUUCGAGGUAAGACACACCUUCAAACUAGCGGCCAAUAUCCCUGCUGUCCAAACUUCUAGCUUGGUUUUUUCCUUCUUUUUCUUGGAACCUGACCUUGCCACAGAGUUUUUGGGAGGCUGAAGAUACAAUGCGGUUGCAUCAAAGGAGACUAUCUCAGCUGGUAAAGCAAAGGGGAGGUCUGGGCACGCUUCGUGGAAAUUGGAGAAUAGAAAUGAGAAUACUUUUAGGCAUGUUCUUGUACCCUGAGCCGCAUUUCCAAAUACUUAUAAAUAAAGUACCACUAGUCUUCAAAUAUCACCAUCCUCCGCAAGCUUUGGGCUGGGUUUAAUCGCUUUAAACAAUUUUAUCCUCCCCCCC